AGUGGAGUAGAAGCACGCAAACGACAAAAUAGGCGAGCCGAGCGUUUGCGUCGGCUGGGUGGCGCUUGCCUUGUUUCCGUUUGCGCUGCUACGGAGAUUUCGCUUCGCCCAUUACAAUCGGGGGAAGAAAGCAAGGCGAAAGCAGAGCAAUCAUGGCUAGCGGCGACGACACAUGAAUGAAACCUUGCAACGGAGAACUGACUGUAUGACGGAAACACGGUGGGACGACGUGCUUGCCGAAACCUCAGCUGGGAGCGCACUUCAUCGGUCACUGAGCUGCUGUGUUUUUCACUUCGCAAGCUGUGUUCGUGCAGUGUGGGUACGACGCAGAUUGUGCGCGCGUUUGCGUGGCUUUCAGUGCGAUAUCGGAUCAUUUGCAUACAUUCCGGCGUAGUCCGUGCGGUCAAGUGGUUCGAGUGUAAUCUUUUCGUUGAAGCCACCGAGGAAUGGAUGUUUGGCCCCAGAACUUUGCUACCGUAGGUCGUAGGAACGCUUGGCUCGAGGCAAUGCUGGAAUACGUGUUUAAGAGGUCCGUGUCAUCAGAUGCGCAAGACAAAGCCACACUAAAAUUGGAGGACCUGGAUGACUUCAUUGACUUUGAGCUCGAGAAUUUGUCCAAAGGACAGGUUGCCGAGAGCGACUAUGGCCGGCUUGGUCCUAAUCACGUCACAUUUGACAUCUGCUCCAAUGUUGGGACGUUCAUUUUCAACCAGGACAGGCUUGGGGUGUCAAGUCAAAGUAACUUCAAUACGAUACGGGCUACUUGCUGUGUUUUUAAAGGCAAGUGGCAGUACGAGCUGAUGCUUGGCUCCAAGGGGGUUAUGCAAGUCGGUUGGGUCACUAACAGCUGCAAGUUUUCUCAAGAGAAAGGAGUUGGCGACACUAUAGACUCCUAUGCCUUUGACGGGAACAGGGUGCGCAAAUGGAAUGUCGCCACAUACAAGUACGGAGAGGCCUGGGUGGCUGGGGAUGUCAUAGGCUGUUGUAUUGAUCUUGACAAAGGCACAGUGCACUUUUACAGGAAUGGUCGGUCCAUGGGUGAAGCAUUUGGCAACGUUCGAUUGGGGCCCGGCCUGGCCUAUUUCCCCGCUGUCAGCCUCGCGUUUGGCGAGAACCUGGUGGCCAACUUUGGCGCCACGCCAUUGCGCCAUCCCGUUGAGGGUUACCGGCCACUUGAGAAGACAUCGCUUCGUGACGCUGAACGUGCCCGUCUCUUGUUGCUUUGGACAAAGCGGCUACUGCCCGUGUAUGAAGAAGUGCACAAGGGUGCAUCCCAGUCAGCCUACCUCACUGAUGGCCUGGACGUGUUUCGGCAAGGCACAAAAGCGCAGGCCCUUCUCAUUGCUGCGCCCGUGCUCCGGCGUCUCGGCCCGCUGCUGGCAUCUAGUCACGUGACAGAGGUCUCGUUCCUCCCGUUCCUGUUCCAAGUCUUCGAAGAGAGCCCGGACGGGAGGCGGAUCUCGACACUACUCGAGCUGUUCUGGGCACUGCUGGAACCUCAGGAGAUCAAGAAGUGCUUGGAGAAUGUGGCCGUUGCGUUGCUGACCGGAUUCCGCUUCUCCCCAUGCACUCCCGACUUCCUCCAUCAGAAGCGCCACCUGUGCCUCAUGCUGAGUGUUUUGCAGCAUGACUCAUCGCGUCGUUACCUCCUAGAGAGUAUUUUAUUCGACAAGAUCAAGUUUGCCAUGUUCAUGGAGGUCAAACCUCCGGACAACGAAACCCUGGCUACGCUUAUACCUGAUGUGUGGUUCGAGCUUAUGGAGGAGGUACAUCCUACAGAGGAGACCUACAGAAAAAAUUUGUACGCAGCUGCCAAGCAAAGGCUGAAGGUUAUGACUGCAGACAUUGAGAACAUCCAGCUUAGGAUAUUGGAGCAACUGACUGUGGACAAUGACGCACCACAGGGUCAGACCAGCCGUGAUCUGUUUCUUGCAAAGUUUGAGGCCUUCGUCAAGGAAAAUACUCCAGGAAGCAGGACCUUGACCCUCGACUUGUGUCCCAACGCGGUCGCCCUGGCUUUCUUCCACCGACUUUUGGCCCUAGUCCGUCGGUGCCUUCCCGUCUUCUACACCGGCAGUGGUCAGCUGCUUCAAGAACACAAUUUGUACAUUCCGGCUGCCUUAUUUAUGACUACAAUUGGAAUGAGCCCCGAAGUUUCCCACGUUGGCGACACACCGGAACAGAGGAUUGUGGCGUCGGAAAUACCGACCUUGGCGUCCAAUCGAACAGCGAGGUCGAUGCAGCAGAAUGCUGGUGGCAACACGGUUCGCGCAGAAACUGAAACGCUGGCAACAGCCCACGAAGCCAAAGAGGAAGACAAGAGCAUCAAGAUUCUGCAACUUCUUGAUGGAAUCGUGCGGUUAUACUGCCUCUGUGGGCAUGCUCAGUUUGUCAAGAUGAAUGCCGUGAAGGACAACAUGCGGGACUACCUCAGGGCUGUGCAGGAGGUCAGAAGGAACAGUGCUUGGGGCGAAAGAGACGUGGCCGAGGCACUGAGCAAGGUGGAACAAGUCUUCGGCGAAACGCUCAGCGAACAGGCUCGUCACGUUGCCUGGCUGUCGGUGGUGGUUUUCUCCAAGGAGAAGCAGAACGACAUUUACUGGCUACUGAGCAUUGUGUUAAAAACGCUGGAGGAAGCGUCCUCCGCGGGCGUGGAGUUUUGCUUCGUGCCGGAGUAUCACGUCGAAGCGUGCAUGAAGCUGUUGACGACUCUGAGUGUCCACUUCCUGCCAACGUGCCUUUUGAGCGAUAUCCCAGGCCACUACCACGUCUUAGUGAGGUAUAGUACGUUCCUUGCGGAGCACUUUGCCGAUCGCCGUGUUGUCAACCCAGAUGUGAAGGAUGCCCUGCUACGAGCCUUGGCUGCACACGUCUGUCCUCCAUCGACUGUCCGGGCCCUGGAGUGCAUGCCGACUAAGAGCUCUCUAGCGCUUAUCCAAGCCUUGCUACAGCCUUACAAGAACCGGCCGUGGGCCCAGACAAACUGGAUACUCAUGAGGCUGUGGAAGGGCUGUGGAUAUGCCUUUCGUUACACCGUGGCACCACAUCUGGUCGAGAGAAUGGCUUCCAGGCCCGUGGAAUCAACUUUACCCAAUCAUCCUGCGCCCUGUCCGAGCGUGUUUUUCCAGAACCACAUUGGCCGCUGGCUGGAGGACCACCCGGAACCAGCGUCAGCUUUCCUGGGCAGCGUCCUGACGCAGCUUAAUUGGUCCUUCUCCCAGUUCAUAAGCAUGCUUCAGGAGAUCCAGAAUGCUCAGAGCAGGCCCGAGCGGGUGUUCAUCAACUCGCAACAGCUGAAGAUCUGUGCCACCUGCUUUGACCUGUCGCUAGGCCUGCUCCGUGUCCUCGAGAUGAUCGUGAAUGUUACACCGAGCCUCGUCACCAACCCUACAAAGCCUCACUCUGAGCUUCUGCUGGCCCGCAUCUUUCAAGUGCUGAGCCACAUCCUGAACCGGGUGACGUCCCGGUGUGGCUGCUUCGACUUGGUGGUCGGCAUGGACGUGGCGGGUCUGGAGGCCAUCGACCACUUUCCCAUAGUCGCUGCUGUGACAGGCAUCCUAGUCGCGCUUUUGCUCAAGGGAACCGUGGAGAGUCGUGAAACGGCCUUGUUGGGUCUGCUAGCCGAACCAUGCUUCCAGCUGUCGUCGCUCGAGUUCCUACUGGGUGGUGGACCCACGUCGCUGGUGAUCCAAGAGGGCGCUUCGGAAGAAGCCGACACUGCCAAUGACUCGCCAGUUUUCUCGCUUGCUAACUACUCUGAGGUGAAGGAGGAAGAGGUGGAGCAGGCACGGCAGCUGGUGCAGUUGGUGCAGAGCCGGCAGCCGCCGCCCGUCACCUUCGACGAGGAUCACAUCUGCACCAUUUGCUACGCGCAGGGCAACUCGGUGCGCUUUGUCCCCUGCGGGCACCAGUCUUGCCACGUCUGCAUCCUGACUCACCUCGCCAACAGCAAGGAGUGUUUCUUCUGCAAAGCCGUCGUGGAAAAGCUGGACCCUUGCAGGACGAUACCCCCCCAGUGAAACCACCAGCCUCUAUACCGACACGUCACAGUUGUGGCUUUUGUCGUUGGAUACGAUUGCGUUAUAUAGCGUUGUUUGCAUUGAGCUGUACAGUAGAAGAUGUUUGUUGUAAAGAUUGUUUUAUUUAAACAUUGAAGUGGAUCAGUGUAAGGCUUACGUGAAGUCACAUGCUGUUCUUGCUUUGUGCCGUGUCUCCUCGCGCUUGGCAACGUGUGAAAGUUAUGGACAUGGUGAGGUAACAGGUCUGCGAAAACUCAGUGCUUUCUGUUUUUAUUGUGGCUAGGUAGUUAUUGUACAUUCUCCUGGUUCAUGGACUGCAAUGGCUAUGGCCUCAGGUUAGUUCGAAGCCAGAAUCGUAGCCAGCCUCCAAAUCAGUGCUGAAGCCAAACGUACAGCCGCUUGCCAGAACAGUCAACGAUCGAAAGUGGAAACAAGUCAGCCCUGCCUCUGCUGCAAAAAGAAAUAUGGGGCACGAACAAACAUAAAAUUAACUUCACACCACAAAUGUUGUGGUAGCUACUUGGCCAGAACUGCACCGAAUCUCAUUCGCACUCUCAGGACAAAGGUGAGGGCACUUCUGAGUGCUCUAAGCUGGAGCGCUGCAUUCUUGUAGGCAAGUGUGUUCUGCGAGCCAAAUGUAAAGCAUGCCACAAGAACACUUGAAAGUGAACAACUGAAUGUCCUGCAAGUUGCCUUUGCCUGACAGUUGCCUUGUCUGGCAUCAUUGUCCUGUCGUGCAUCUUCUCGCACCUAACAGUCCUAAUUGCUUAAUCUUUGUCCGACAUUAUUUUUUCACAAUGUUCACCUUAGAUCACUGCAAGUGUUUCAAUGAGACUACUGUGGCCAGCUCUCACGUGACCCUUCCCACUGUAACAUUUUAUGUGUGGCACCGAGCAGAAGCAGAAGGCACUGACUGCUUAUGAUAUCUGAUGAUGCCUUCUGCUCAGCAAUGUGAUAAGAGCAGACGACAACUUCUGCUCCUGCCUGGUGUAAACAAUGAAAAUGUUCCGUGGGACCUCUCACGUAAGUCGGCCACAUUCCUGUUAGCUAGUUUGUUGAGCAUUACUGUAGCAUUUAUCAGAUCUUAUGUAGCCAGGCACCAGCAUUUCUUAUAAAUAGCUUCCAGGUGCACUUUACAAUGAUGAUCUAAGUUUUAAGAGUAGAAAGAAAUACUGAACCAGCACACGAAAUGUAUUCAGCUUACUCAUAUUUACACCUCCCAAUCAUCAAAUUGAAGAACAAAUGGUGAAAAAUUUUUAAUGCAGAGAAAAGAAUGGUUAUGGGCUCUCUUGCUAGAGAAGUGCUUUCAGUUAAGAGUUCUUGAUAUGGCAGAAAUUCUUAGCUCGCAAAUUCUAGCAUUUAAGAAAAGGAAUCUUUGUGAAAUCCAUUGAAACAUGGAUGAUGUUCUCGCCUCUUUGGUGAAAAAUCUCCUCAUGGCAUUCCCCCGAGUUACGAUGAAACAGAGUAUUGAUUUUUUUGCAAGCCCAUCAUUGACGUCAUAUGCACGGUUCAGUACUUUUCCAGCUUGGCAGGAUUUUGCUGCUUAAGAAUGGCAAAGUGCAGUGCGUGCCGCCGCAUGCUGCUUAUGCGAAACACUGCUGGGAAAAGACACGGCACACAUGAUGCUUGCAGACACGAAUGGCGAAUGAGGAGCACAAGUAGAUGGGCAGCAGCAUUUCAAAAUAUUUUGCCAUCCCUGGCAAAGUCAAAUUAUCACGCCUCUCUCCACUUUGGCACCAAAUUUAGGUGUACCACAUCGAAAUAUUUUAAUGUCACUUUAUGAGGCAUUAGUAAUUGACUAACUGUAAUACAAAAGUUUAGCACACAGGUAUCUGUGUAUCGAUUUAUUGUUCUGUGGUCACCCAUAAAAAAAAAGGAGUGCAUAGAAAUGCGAAACAAAAUUACAUUGGCAUCAAACGUUGCGUCUAGUGUUGUCUGUGACUUGCUGGUGAAGUGGGGUGAGGGGUGAUGAGGUGCACUGCACCGUUCCCAAAGUGCUGCCCCAGGCUGCUGCCCGUUUCGCCUACAGGGUGAAAGGUUCUGUAGUUGGGACACCAAAGGACACACAACCAUUCACCGGCGGUCAUGAUGAACGAGCUCAUAAAACAGAAAUUAUUGUUGCUUACAGACCAUCGUGGUUUGAAACAGCGGUUGCCGCUUCUCAAGAGAAAAAAAAAAAAGGGCUUCGACUGUUAAUGUAAACACUUUUUUGAAUGCCAUGGAACAUCAGCUGCCAUAUUUGUGUGGCACUGCAACGCCCAUGCAACUUCGCUGUUUUCAGUUUCAAAACAGUAUAAGUCGGGCAGAGUGGUUAUGAAGCUUUCGGAGGCAACGCUUUGGGCAAAAGUGAGCGAGAGACACUGAAGAGCAACAGAAAAUUAGUUUAGCCUAGUGAGACAUUCUUUCGAGACCCAGUCUUCGUUUAUUUGUUGUGAAAUGGCUACUUAUUAGCGGGGAAUGUGAAGGGCAGCUUUUCUUUCUGAAUUUCGUGCCCACAUCACAGUGUCGCUAUGUUAGUGCAACGUCACAUAUUUCCAAGCAUUUUGUCAAGCUUGGCCAUUAUUGUUCAAAGAAGAAAAUAUUAUUGAGACUCGCUGGAUUGAACCUCUGGUUUGUUUGGAAUGCAAUCCAAUCCUCGUUUACUAUUAAUUUACUAAUCCAUUUUAUCUCAGUAUUCCUCUGUAGUGUCCCUGUAAGUUAAAUUGAUAAGUCAGGCUUUUAAAACGAUUGUGCCACUUUCAUCAAGAACAGCGCUUCAGUAAGCGAGAAAGUGAGAAGUAAAGGUUUAAACAGGCGGAACCUGCUCCCACAGGCUUUUUUGAUCAUCCCAACAACAGGCGAAGAUUAGUAAAUGAUUGCUGCUUAAAAGCAAAUUACAUAGCAUGUAAAUGCAAGAGGAAGUGCAGCAUGGCCACUUGUAUUAGAUUUUCCUGCACGUGAAUUUAUAGAUACCUGCUUCCCAAAUACUGCUCCAUUGGUACUACUAGCAGGCACAUGGUGCCCCUAUGUUCAGCCCUCUGACUCGCCAAGGGAAGAAUAGCAUCUUAGAUUGUAUAUAGAGCACAGGGUUUUCCGUUACAUAGACGACAGACCCUGUAGCAAACCCGAGCUUCUCUUUUUGCAGGAGAUUUAAAUCAAGGAAGACGUGCGCUGUCCUCAGGGUCGACUCUUUGUGUGUUGGCGCACAGAAAAUGCUGGGAAAUUUUUCAGGAGCGUAAUCUAUAGCUCCAGCUAGACAGAUGUUCACCUGUCCCUUCCUUUAGUAGUCCAUUACGACGGCACCCAUUUAGCAUUGUGGCUGAGCAAACUUUAUGGGCCUGGUGCAAGUUUGCACUGAAUAACACUGCUACCAGUAUGGAAAGUUCCUCACUGUUUCUGUUUGUUUUUUGCAGUUAUGGUACAAUUGUGCUAGUAUAUUAUAAUGUAUAAUGUCACCAAAGCACAGUCCUCGUGAUGCUAAUAGCCUUUUCGUGCAAUUUGUUUCAUGUUCCAUUCUUGCGAUGCUGUGAAAAAUUAUUGCAUUUUUUGGCAAGGACCAUCUUCAAUUGUUAGAAAUAGAGGUUUCGAGGUAACCUUUUUUGCCCUUAAUUCAUAGCAGUCGUAGACAUCAGACAUGGUAUGAUAUUUAGUUUACUUAUUUUUAGGGGUCUACGAAUAUUCUAAAUUUGGAAUAUGCAUUGAACAGGGCGUUUGCUAUUAGAUCUGUAUUUGAUUUGAGUAUUUGCCAUUUGUACUUAUUGAAUAUUCGCUUCUGUUGGAAUAUGAGACAUAAAGAUAUUGGAGUUUUCAGUUAGAAAGCCAGUGAUCCAAGUGGUGGCUGUUCCAAAUGAUUGUGCUGCAGGAGAGUCACGGUUGUUGCGCAGUGACACCAGUUCCUGAACAAACGCACGGGGCAGAUAACUUCUGUUCUAUAGCUUCCAAUCAUUCACUAAGAAGCCUUGCCCUGAUGUAGCCUACAAAUGUGUUGUCUAGAUUUAGGCAAUGGAAUUUAUUAUUUAGCCAGGCUCGCCGUGUUUUUAUUACUUUAAAGCAAUCGGUGGUUCUGAGGUAUUACAUUUAGCUCCUUCAAUUGACACCCUAUGUGCAUCUGGUGACAAGCUGUUCCUUUGUGUCAGUACUGUCAUGUCAUGCACAAGGUAUUGUCAUUUUUCAGUUUGUCAUUUACAAGCACCUCAGUAGACAAAUGUCCAGUUAUGAACAGCCUUAGUACAAGUAUCAAAUAGUGUAAAUAAGCGUCUCUAUUAUCAAAGUGGCCAGCACGCAAACUUUAUAUUCCACUUUGUUUACAAAUAAGAAAGUACUCUGAUUGGAUAUUCAAAGGUUGAUUUUUCUCUAAUAUUCCUAUUCAAUUCAAUUUUGUAAUUUCACUACUUGGAUGCACCUAACAAUUUUCACUAAUUCACUUUUGAUUAACGGUUUCAGCAUACGUGUAAUUUUUGAGCUUGAGGUGGCUAGUGCUUAAUGUACACUUAGCAGGAAUCCUUUGGCGUUUUUCAUAUAAUAUUCCCACAAAGCCUUCCUCAAGCAAUGCAGGCCAAAAACUACAUGAAUCGGCAAUGUACUUAUUUAGUGGCUUUCGAGACAGAUACCUUGGAAAUGUUGCUAGUCUCAGAAUUCCUACUGAGUGGACAUGCCUUGACCACUGAGCAAUCUACUAAAGGUUACAGCCUCAGUAUAAGGAAUUAUCGGAUAUAACAAACAAAAAUCUAAGAUGUUAAUUGUCGAUAUCGCUAUGGAACAAAUUUGUGAUACAAUGAAGGUAGUUUCGUGUAAAAUGUGAUUUCGUUACUUAAAGCGAAGUUAUCACACAUUUCCUGAUCUCUACUUCUGCUAUGAAUUUUGGUCAUCAAAAACUAUCAUCUUUGUCUCUAGCACCCCAGUUUUAUAUCAUUGGAGACGGUUGUUGCUGAAACACCCUGUGCAUUAGAAAGGGCUCUGCUGCACACCGCAGCAGCACCUCUGGUAAAGCUGCGGCCUGUUAGGCGCCGGCAUUUUUCUGAACAUGUUGUGAUGAUAGCAUUUCUUAGCAGUUCAGCAGAAUCUUUUUCUGGAUGCAUUGGUACAUACUUGUAAAUGAACAGGAAACCAGCGAAAAAAAAUAUGCUUGUCGAACGUCUUUAAGUCCAGGGUUCAUUCUGUCCACUUCUUCCUUUGUGUAUGCAUCUUCUUUGCUGGUUUCUUGUUUAUUGUGUAGCAGCCAUCUAAGUUUAGCUACUGCUUAGUUCGUAAUGUUAUUCAAAAUUGCACCAUCCUCGGGUGACCUCAGAUUUACACCUUCACUCAGUAUUGAAGCAGUGGUAUCGUCAGUGCAAGAAAAUUGCAGGCAAAGGGUGGAAUUGACUGGCACAAGGCAAGGAUAAUUGGAGAUUGCUGGGCGAGGUCUUCGUCCUUCACUCGACAUAAAUUAUGCUGAUGAUGAUCUUCACUGAAAAAAAUUUUAGAGGUGCUUCAUCAAAGACUUUUAAAAUGCAGAGUAAUAGAAAUAGAGAGGUGAUGUUCUUGCUAUACAUCAUUUGUAGCAGAGGAUGUUGUUAGGAUAUUGCGUGUUAAUCACUAACUGAUUAACUAAUUAAGUAAAAUUCACUCAUUUACUCAUUUAAGAAAGAUGUAAUUGCAAAAUUGAAGAUGCUUAGAUCAUACAGCCCACUCAUUGGCUAGACGUCCUGUGCCCUGCACCAGUUUUGAGAAAGGUGUGCUCAAAAUCAACGGCUAAAUGCAUUGUGGUGUUAACACUUAUCAGCGCUCCCCUUUUUUUUUUUUUUCAGGGAACUGAUAUGUGUUAAAAAAAACAGCCAAGCACUUGUAGCAUAGCAUACAGUUUUUAUGGCAUAGUUCUCAGAACUGGUGCGAGGCACAGGGUGUCCAUAAAAUAAUUGGGCUUUAUUAUCUAAAUAGCUUCAGUUUUGCAUUUCAGUAUAUCCUAAGCUAGUUGAAUUAAAGUUAAUGAGUGAAAUUUAGUUUGUUAGUUCAUCAAUUGAUAUUUAUCAAAUAAACCCUAAUGUCUGCCGCUGCAAAUGGUUUGUUGUAAAAAACAUCAUUGCUUAAUAAUUGCUCUACAUUUCAUAAUCACUUCAGUGAAACACCCAGUAUAUCCUCAUAUGCACAGUUUGAGCAUAUAAUGCUUUGUUGAAACAUUUUUGUACCAGUGCCUCUGCAUUCUUCAUUUUUGCUUGUGUGAAGAAUGUUCCCGAGAUGGCUACUGCCUCACUCAUAAAGAGAUCUGCGUACAGUGUGGUCUACUGUUAAAGGGAACACAUGAGUGUAGGGCAUGUGUGAAUAUUUGCUUCUGGCAAGUGUACAAUUGCUCAAUUACAAUUGCAAUUCACUUUUAGUUGGUGACGCUGGCACAUUUCUGCCCACCUGUGUGCUGUACGUGCAUUGACAUAGCUUAAAUCUUCACUUGCAGCAUGAACACCAGUGAACUAAGAUCCACACAUUCCUUUAACAGUGGACAGGCACUGUAUAAGUACCAUGCGAAACUUGCAGUUCAGUGUUUUUUAUAAACCUUUUCAGGGCUUAAUUGUGGCCUCCUGUUUGUAAAGAACUGGGAUUUUUAUGCAGCAAGGGUUCAUAUUUCCGAGAAAAAUAUCUUGCUGGGUGCCAAUUUUGGGCUCAGCCAUUUGAAGAAGUUAACAGAAGUCAUCACUUGCUCUUGGUCAAAUGCCUUUAGGCAUUUAACGUGAGGUCGCGCGUUUGAGUCCCUGGCCACAGCGGCUGCAUUUUGAUGGGGCCAAAAUGCGAGAACACUUGUGUACUUAUAUUGUUAAGGAAUCCUAGGUGGUCAAAAUUAAUCUGGAAGCCGGGUUGAGUCAUGGCGUCGAGUGUUGCUUUGACAUGUUGAAUCCAAUGAAUGAAUGAAUGAAUCAAUCAAUCAUUGCGGUCUAGGAAGAAACACUGAGUAUUAGGUAGCACUGACCUGGCCAAACAUUCACCUAUGAACCAUGUUUCUGAUCAUGCAUCGUGGAGCUUCAUGUGAUAUUACACUAUUGUUUCAUUGCACCUGAUGCUGAUUGUAAACAGCAACAUUUCUUUUUGUUUAGUUUCUUUUUCCCUUCUGCUGCUACUUGAAAUAAAAGGAAUCGAGUUGCAUUAUUACUAGAUUAUUCCUUGGUUAUAGGGAUCAGGAGCAAGAUUUCUAGAAGAGUAGCUUCAGAUGCAGCCAUACGAAGCCAACAACAAAGCCAAGGAACUCAAAAGGGUCGAUUGUCAGCGACUACCAUGUGAAGCCGAAGAAGGCAAGCCUCAGUUCU
Messenger RNA from Dermacentor silvarum, 11269 nucleotides. RefSeq names its product E3 ubiquitin-protein ligase RNF123-like. The record is from RefSeq and is a predicted model, not a curated record. Bases 447 to 4019 code for a protein of 1190 amino acids. The transcript has 32 exons. Gene Ontology annotation, cellular component: cytoplasm. NCBI's taxonomy places the organism in Eukaryota, Metazoa, Arthropoda, Arachnida, Ixodida, Ixodidae. Gene Ontology annotation, molecular function: protein binding; ubiquitin-protein transferase activity.